GCAGGCAACCUAAACGUCUGUUAUGCAUGCCAUCAGCCUGGACAUCUAGCCCAUGAUUGCCCUCACAGGCCUCCGCAACAGAGUAUCGGGGUCGCACCGAUGGCUGCGGCCCCCAUUGCUAACGGACCAGGACGAGUAGGAGCUUUGAUGGAAGAAGUAGACGGUGGGGGGAGUUCCCUAGCCACCACGGAAGAGGCCGCCGAACUAAUCCCGUUAGAUCAGUACGUAUCGAUUGGUUACCCCGGGCUUGGAAUGAUCGGAACGAUCAGACCAGCGCCAGAACAGAAAGAGGUGGCGGAGUGGCGACCUUCUCCAGGAGAGAUGGAGUCGGGAGGACCCACCUUCGUCACCGGGGAAAUCGAUGUGCUUAACAUCGUUCGAGCCCUGGACCAUCGGAUUCUGCUCCCGAUCGGUGAUUUGCUUUUGAUCUCGAAACAAGCUAAUGAGAGACAUCACCGCGAUACUGUUGGAGAUUCACUCCGACAUCUAUGGGACGUUGUGCAUCUGGGUUGGGGAAGUGCGGACAGCGUGGACCGAUCUCCUGGCUCGGUGAGGAGACACCAUCGUGCCGGCGCACGACACGGACCUCCAGCUUCGCUCGUCUCGAAGCUCGCCAACGGUCGCGCUCCCGGAGCUUCAUCCCUUCGCGCCGCCCCAAUGAGUCAUCGUCGCGUCUCCUACUUCGGCCUCCCCUCCAGCAUCCCCACCCUUUGGGAAUUUGCGCGGGCUCCUACUCUCUCCUACCAUGUUAAGGAGAACAGUGCGCCUCUAUUGAGCGAGGAAAAGAGGAAUGCGUGGUGGGAAGACUAUAUCGAGCUCGCUCUCUGUCUAUUGGAGAUAGAGUUCCGUUGGUCAGAAGCGGCCCCGUUCGGAGAAGGUCCAGAGCACCCAGAGGACAGCGUGGAGCUUCUGAUCAUCCAAGCCUGGAGAAUGACGGAGCAAGGUGACCUGCUGGGAAUCGUAUUCGGAAAGGUGGAGGAAGGUAAUCUCGCCUUGAUCACGAACGAAUUGCUGGUGUUUCUGACUCUAUUGGUGGACGAUCUACCCUUGGACAUCUUGUCGCACAGUGACAAGCAGCCUGGCACCCACGUAUUGUCUCGAACGCUCGAGCCGCACCUUGUGUGGUCCACGUGUACGGAGAUUGACGAGGACAACUGUCUCUAUUCUUCCCAGGCGCUCUACGUGGAGAUCGACGUUACCGAUCUCACGUUUUGGGACCCGAUUGCGAGGCAAAACGCAGCGCAUGAUGAGGAGAUAGGGGGAGAAGACAAAGAGGAGGAAGAGGAAGAGCCAUCGAGCGAAGAACGAGACGAUCCAGACUACGUACCGGAAAUCGAAGCAGGGAUAGCCGACGAAUCGAGCUAACCGCGGGACGAGGAAGAAGAAGAAGGAAAAGAGCAAGCGGAGUCAGAGUUCGACGGAUUCGAGGCUGAAGUGCGCGACGCGGCUCGAAAAAGA
Messenger RNA from Chara braunii, 1458 nucleotides. Lineage: Eukaryota; Viridiplantae; Streptophyta; Charophyceae; Charales; Characeae. The record is from the annotation of a GenBank genome assembly.